AAAUUAAUUGAAUUCAGGAAAAGUGUCAGCAAGUGCAAUGCGUCAGAGCGACCCCGAUAUUUUUUCGAUUUUUUCGGCUCAUACUACGGAAAUAGUUACUUGCCACGCCCAGGUAGUGGGAAGGCUUAAGUAUUCAUAAAAGCCGAUUAAUCUUUCGCCCACAAGGACUUCCAACAUAAAGCACAGAAGUUGAGCAUAGAAGGGAUAAUUAAGCCCCCCAAAGUGGCAUUUACAGCUCCUGCAUCCACUUUUGGAACUCCUCCCUCUGCUGCUGCUGCUGCUGCUGUAGUCACCCAAGCCCUCUUACCUACGCGACCAGCCAUAUAGCGCUCUUUCGAAGAGCAGUGAAAUAAAUUGACGCAACCAACGAUUAACGGUUCCCCCCUCUUUGCACGUCACUCUCUCCCCUCGUACACAAAAGAUAAUGUCGGAAAUUGUGGAUACUGAACUGCUGGUGAACUGCACAAUUCUCGCCGUGCGUCGCUUCGAGCUGAACAGCAUUGUGAACACAACGCUGUUGAAUAGCCUCAACCGUACCGAGGUGGUCAGCCUUCUAUCCGGCAUCAUCGAGAACCGAGAUAAUCUCGGUAGCAUCAACGAGGCAAAGGACUUUCUCACUGAAUGUCUAUUUCCAUCGCCCACGCGCCCAUAUGAGCUGCCGUGGGAGCAGAAAACCAUUUGGGCCAUCGUAUUUGGCCUGAUGAUGUUCGUGGCCAUUGCGGGCAAUGGCAUAGUGCUGUGGAUUGUUACAGGACAUCGCAGCAUGCGCACGGUCACAAAUUAUUUCCUGCUGAACCUGAGCAUCGCUGACCUGCUAAUGUCCUCAUUGAACUGUGUCUUCAACUUUAUAUUCAUGGUGAACUCGGAUUGGCCAUUUGGCUCGAUUUAUUGCACCAUCAACAAUUUUGUGGCCAACGUAACGGUUUCAACAUCGGUCUUCACCCUGGUCGCCAUCUCCUUCGACAGAUACAUUGCCAUAGUCCACCCCCUGAAACGGCGCACGUCGCGUCGCAAAGUGCGUUUUAUUCUCGUCCUGAUCUGGGCACUGAGUUGUGUGCUCUCCGCCCCCUGCCUGCUCUACUCCAGCAUCAUGACAAAGCACUAUUAUAACGGAAAAUCGCGUACAGUCUGCUUUAUGAUGUGGCCCGACGGACGCUACCCGACGUCGAUGACCGACUACGUCUAUAACUUGACUCUGUUGGUGCUGACCUACGGCAUACCGAUGAUCGUAAUGCUCGUUUGCUACUCGCUCAUGGGUCGAGUGCUGUGGGGCAGUCGCUCGAUAGGCGAGAACACGGAGCGCCAGAUCGAGUCGAUGAAGUCGAAGCGAAAGGUCGUUCGCAUGUUCAUUGCCAUCGUCUCCAUCUUCGCCAUUUGCUGGCUGCCCUACCACAUGUUCUUCAUCUAUGCCUACCACAACAACCAGGUGGCAUCCACGAAGUACGUGCAGCACAUGUAUCUCGGCUUUUACUGGCUGGCCAUGUCCAAUGCCAUGGUGAAUCCGAUCAUCUACUACUGGAUGAACAAGAGAUUCCGCAUGUACUUCCAACGGAUAAUUUUCUGCUGCUGCAUGGGCCUGACACGCUACAAGUUCGACUCGCCGAAGAGUAGGUUGGCGAACAAGAACAGCUCGAAUCGAAACACUAGAGUGGAAACUAAAAGCCAAUGGAAGCGCAGCACAAUGGAGACGCAGAUCCAGCAGGUGCCCACCACAUCGUCGCGGGAGAGGAAGGCGGCGGGGGCAGCGGCGAACCACAUGGCCGUGGAGUGCGUCAUCGAGAGGCCAAUGGAUGACAAUAGCUCGCCCAUUUGUCUAUCUAUAAACAACAGCGCGGGCGAGCGUCAGCGAGUGCGGAUUAAAUACAUUUCAUGCGAUGAGGACAACAAUCCCAUUGAGGAAGCAUCCGAGAGCAGCAGCAACCACAGUCACGGUCACAGCCAUAAUCACAGUCGCAGUCACACUCACGCUCACAGAUGCAGUCACAGACAAAAGAUGACAGGAACUCAGGAGCUGUGAUGGACAAGUUUCAAAGCGGUUUCAUCUUCUCCAUGAGAGCCACUCAAAAGAGAACAAGUCUCACUGUAAAUACGAAUAUUAGCGAGAUUAUAUGAGUUUUUAGAGUCUAAUGAAAUACGUUCUAGUGCAGUCCACUUUGUACUUACUUG
Molecule: messenger RNA, 2166 nt
Organism: Drosophila arizonae
Lineage: Eukaryota; Metazoa; Arthropoda; Insecta; Diptera; Drosophilidae
Gene: TkR86C
Product: Tachykinin-like receptor at 86C
Biological process (GO): G protein-coupled receptor signaling pathway
Cellular component (GO): plasma membrane
Molecular function (GO): tachykinin receptor activity
Source: RefSeq, a predicted model, not a curated record